Messenger RNA from Bemisia tabaci, 1714 nucleotides. RefSeq names its product Cytochrome c1 (gene Cyt-c1). Gene Ontology annotation, cellular component: respiratory chain complex III. Gene Ontology annotation, biological process: mitochondrial electron transport, ubiquinol to cytochrome c. Gene Ontology annotation, molecular function: heme binding; electron transfer activity. The record is from RefSeq and is a predicted model, not a curated record. Lineage: Eukaryota; Metazoa; Arthropoda; Insecta; Hemiptera; Aleyrodidae.
UUCAUUAAAAUCCGUAGGCAUGGACCAAGAGAAUAAAUAAGGACCCCCAACUCCCGUUAGCGCUGACAUCAGCGCUCCCUGGCAGAGGGUCUGAACUAAACCGACGAUUGGGUCCUCCUGUUUAUAUUUCCAUGCACCACCUAUUUAGGCUUAUCACUCAGUCACUCUGAUUGCGAAGCAUCAUUAUUAUUCUAUGCUCCCUACUCCCUCUACUCCCUCUAUCCCGUAAACGUUGGUGAAUAUGGCUGCUGCUGUGGGACGUAUAUCUGCCUCUCGGCUUUUAAAGACAAAUUCCAGUCUCGCACCGUUUCAGGUAUGCUCACUAUCCACUGCUCACAGCUGGACCCGUGGACGCAAAUUGUUAUGGACAAGUAUCGGUGUCGUCGCAGGAGGAGCUGGAGCACUCUUUCUAGCAUUAGAAACUUCAGUGAAGGCAACGGACAUAGAAUUGCAUCCCCCGAAGCUACCAUGGGAUCACAAGAAAAUCCUAGGGGGUUAUGACCAUAGAAGUGUCCGUCGAGGUUGGGAAGUAUACAAGAAUGUAUGUGCAGCAUGCCAUAGUAUGAGGUACCUUUGCUACCGAGAUCUAGUUGGUGCUACCCACACUGAAGCAGAAGCCAAAGCAGAGGCAGAAGAACAAAUGAUUGAAGAUGGCCCGAAUGAUGUUGGAGAAAUGUUUAAACGACCAGGAAAAUUGUCAGACCAUGUACCGUCGCCAUAUCCGAAUGAAGAAGCUGCACGUGCUGCCAAUGGAGGUGCAUAUCCACCAGACCUAUCGUACAUUAUUCCUGCUCGACACGGAGGAGAGGAUUAUGUAUUCCAUCUUUUAACUGGUUAUCAUGAACCUCCAGCUGGUGUAGCACUGAGAGAAGGUCUUCAUUACAACCCAUACUUCGUUGGCGGUGCUAUUGGUAUGGCUCAAGCUCUUUAUAGUGAGAUUAUUGAGUAUGAAGAUGGCACUCCAGCCACCCAGAGUCAAUUGGCGAAAGAUGUGACCAACUUUUUAGCGUGGGCUGCUUUCCCUGAAUUGGAGGAAAGGAAGCAAGUUGGAAUAAAGUCCAUUGCGCUCUUAUCCAUCUUACUUUUUGCCACGUUGUAUUUGAAACGAUUCCGCUUUUCUGUCAUGAAGACACGCAAGAUCCAAUACAAUCCACCCAAGAAGGACGUUUAAAAGAGGAGUGGCAUAUUAGUUGAAGUUUUCGCUUUCUUUAAAUUGCCUCAAUACAUUUAGUAGGUUAACUAUUAAGCGGUAUUAAGUAUUUAUUUUAAAUCAACAUUUAUACACAGGAUUCUUGUUUCUAAAAGUGUCAGUACUCAAACUUUUUUUCCCUUCCUGCUGUAAAGUAAGUUCUGCACACUCCUCUCCAAUCUACUAGUGAAUGUAAAUAAACUUUGAUAAUUGGUGAGAUUAGUUUAAGAUAAAAUUAUAAUGUAAACUCGAAGCUAUUUGCAUCAUCCGCUUCGAAGGUUCUGAAACAGAAGGAGAUGAAGAAAUUGAGAAUGAAGGAAAACUUGAAGACAGUGUAUAUCUGUUGCAUUUUAAGAGAAUACAAUGUUCUGUUAUUAUAACGUUAACUUAAUAUACAUAAUGUACAUAAAUGUUUUCAAUGAAUGUAGAGUGCAUUUUGAACAACUGUUGUUUGUAUGUUUUCCUGAAGCAAAUUGUAAAGUGGAUUAUGAAUUGCAGGAAUGAUGUCUCAUUGUUAUUUAAAAA